Molecule: messenger RNA, 1707 nt
Organism: Ceraceosorus bombacis
Lineage: Eukaryota; Fungi; Basidiomycota; Exobasidiomycetes; Ceraceosorales; Ceraceosoraceae
Source: the annotation of a GenBank genome assembly
AUGUCCGAACAAAGUCCCUCGAAUGGCACCCAGCCAUGGAGGCCCGUCUGCUCCAUCCUGGACACGGACUUGUACAAGCUGACCAUGCAGCAGGCCGUGGACCACCACUAUCCGAGCAAGAGAGUGGCUUGUGAGUGCAUUGUAUGCGCUCUCUUGCCAGCUAUCAGUAUUGCGACUGAUGCUCUCGUUUCCCUCCCAUCCAGAUCGAUUCACCAAUCGAUCCGUCGCAAUGAAAUUCACCCGCAACAGCGUGGCCGUGAUUCAGCGCUGCAUCGACGGUGAGUAGAAGCUGCGUGAGCGGCAAGACUUUGAGCACGCGUGCUUCGCUAAAGAGCUCUCGCAUCGCAGAUCUGGCUGGCUUGUCGCUGACUACUGAAGAGAAGGAAUGGCUAGAAAGGCGAUGCCCCUACCUCCAGCCACAUUACAUCGAAUCGCUCGCUGCUUUCCGCUUCAAGCCCAAAGAGCAAGUGACGCUCACAUUCGUUCCCGAACCAUCUGGAGAUGCAAAGCAAGAAGAGCAGGCGGAAGAGCUGGGUCAGAUCGAGAUGGACAUUCGCGGGCUUUGGAAAGACGUCAUUCUCUACGAAGUUCCGCUCAUGGCCAUCGUCAGCGAAGUCUACUUUUCCACCGUGGACAAAAGGUGGAGCAUGCGCGGUCAAAGAUUCCUUGCCAAGUCCAAAGCUGAACAGCUAGUCUCGGCAGGCAUUCGAUAUUCCGAAUUUGGCACGCGAAGAAGAAGGUCUUAUCUGGCUCACAAGGUUGCGCUGCAAGGCUUGAUGGAGGGCUCACAGGCAGGUGCGGGCGCUCUGCUCGGCACAUCCAACGUGCAUUUUGCUCAGCUGUACGACCUCAAUCCGAUCGGAACGGUCGCUCAUGAAUGGAUGAUGGCCGUCGCUGCUCUGCACGGCUAUGAGCAUGCCAAUCUUCGAGCCAUGCAGCUCUGGGAUGAGGUGUACAGUGCGCCGCAUUUUACUCCUGCUAACCCUUCCGAAGACCUCACGAUAGCGCUCACUGGUGAGUAGUCUCGCUCUUCACCAUGCGCUCGAUCAUGCUCGUCUGACCUUCUGCAGCCACUUGCGACCCUGUCUACAGACACCUUUAGCACUCGAGUCUUUUUCAGCGACCUGCUUUCCAACGAAAAAGGACAAGAAAUCGCACGUCGUUGGAGAGGUCUACGACAGGACUCUGGAGACCCUGCACAAUUUGUCAAGCGUACAAAGGAGGUGUAUGAUCAACUCGGAGUGGACAGCAGCAAAAAGGUCGUCAUCUUUUCGGACGGACUUGACGUGGCGCGCUGCUUGGAAUUGGCCAAGACGGCCCAAAACCACGGCGUAGGGUGCGGCUUUGGUGAGUGUCCGCGAGAACGGGGAAGAGGUGCGACUGCAUACAGCUCGUGAGUCACCUUGCUCACUUCCACUCGAAACCCAUUUAGGCAUCGGAACAAGCAUAACGAACGACUUUGCGCGUUUGGAAGAUCAGAAAGACCCGGAAGCGGAUGAUUAUGACGCAGCCCCCACCUCCUCUGAGCACACUCUUGCACGAUCAAAAGCUCUCAACAUGGUCAUCAAGCUGCGAGAAAUCGAAGGCAAACCUUGCGUCAAGAUUUCGGACGACCUCACCAAGAACACAGGAGAUCCUGCAGAGGUUGCAGCGGUCAAGAGGAGAUUCCACUUGGACGUGGUGCAGGACGCUAUCGAGGACGCAUGA